This is a messenger RNA of Canariomyces notabilis, 1425 nucleotides long. RefSeq names its product Pkinase-domain-containing protein. NCBI's taxonomy places the organism in Eukaryota, Fungi, Ascomycota, Sordariomycetes, Sordariales, Chaetomiaceae. Gene Ontology annotation, biological process: protein phosphorylation; cellular response to oxidative stress. Gene Ontology annotation, molecular function: calcium/calmodulin-dependent protein kinase activity; ATP binding. The record is from RefSeq and is a predicted model, not a curated record. Bases 124 to 1332 code for a protein of 402 amino acids. The transcript has 7 exons.
AUCGGCGCGCGCGACAGAUCCGAGUCAAACCAUCGAAUAGUCCGUACUUCUUCUACCUUGCCGCCCCAUUCGCUGCAUCGUGGUUUCCGCCCCGAGUCUCUUUCUCCUGCAAAGCUCGGCACAAUGAGCUUCUCGUCCAUGUUCAACCGCCUACAUGGGCAACCCGAGAGCUACGAGAAGAAGGCCAAGUACCGCUUCGGGCGCACGUUGGGCGCAGGCACCUAUGGCAUUGUUAGAGAGGCAGACGGCCCAACGGGCCGGGUUGCUAUCAAAAUCAUUCUGAAGAAGAAUGUCCGAGGCAACGAACGUAUGGUCCUCGACGAGUUGGCGAUGCUCCAGAGCCUCCACCACCCGCACAUCGUCAAGUUUGUCGAUUGGUUUGAAUCCAAAGACAAGUACUACAUCGUCACAGAGCUCGCGACCGGAGGGGAGCUGUUCGACAGGAUCUGCCAGCAGGGCAAAUUUACGGAGAAGGACGCGUCUCAAACCAUCAAGCAGGUUCUGGACGCUGUCAAUUAUCUGCACAAGAACAAUGUUGUCCAUCGUGACCUCAAACCCGAGAAUCUCCUCUACCUCACCAAGGACCCCAAUUCGGAUUUGGUCCUGGCCGAUUUUGGUAUUGCGAAGAUGCUCGGAACAAAGGACGAGGUGCUCACCACCAUGGCUGGGUCGUUCGGCUAUGCGGCGCCCGAGGUGAUGCUGAAGCAGGGGCAUGGCAAACCUGUCGACAUGUGGUCUCUGGGCAUCAUCACUUACACCCUACUCUGUGGCUACUCGCCGUUCCGCUCGGAGAACCUCCAGGAUCUCAUCGAUGAGUGCACUGCUUGCCAUGUCGUAUUCCACGAGCGAUAUUGGAAGGAUGUUAGCGAUGAUGCCAAGGAUUUUAUCUUGAAACUGCUAAAGUCCAAGCCUGAAGAACGCUGGACGAGCGAGGAAGCCCUUGCCCACCCUUGGCUGAGCGGCAAGAACGCGACAGACCACAACCUGCUGCCCGAGAUCCGCGCCUACCUCACGCGCGCGCGCUUGCGGCGUGGUAUUGAGAUGGUCAAGCUCGCCAACCGCAUCGAAGCGCUAAAGAUGCAGGAGGAAGACCCUGAAAACUCGGACUUGCCCAAGGACGCGACACUGGCAGCUGACCAAGCGCGUCAUUUCCACAAUGAUAGUGACCCGGUGAAUGUUGAGAGCAGCAGUGGCGCCGAGGGUGGCAAGCGCAAGCUGUCCAAGACGAUCAAGGGCGCCAUCUUCCGGGAGGUGGUUCUGGCCAAGGUGCGCGAGAUGAAGCAGCAGGAGGAAACACUCAAGGUGACGGAGGAGGCAACGAAGACCGCUUGAUGUGCUCGAAAAAGAAGCUGGUUUGAAUAGAUGAUACCACUGGCGGGCCAGGAUUACCACAGGCUGGCUGCAGAGGCCUGGCCGGUCAUGUCG